UUACGUAAGGCAGCGCAACCUGGAAUGGAAGCUCUGACCCACUCGGCUUUCGGUUGAAUAUUCCCUGGAGCUGCUUGCUCUCUGGGGUGUUAUCUCCGAGCCCGCGAGCUCCCUUUCCAGCUCGAUCAUACCCGACUUUCCUUGACUCAUGCCUCUGCUUCCCGCAACGCCAUGGCCGUCCAGCAGUCCGCCAGUGGCCAAUUGACAAGAUGCGUCUUCCAUCGGGGCCGCCGCCCAUCAUCCGCAUCGCCAAUGGCACUUUCUACCGCCACCAGCCGAGCACUGUCUCGCACUCGCAUGCGCAUCCGAACCCGGCGCUCUUCAAAGGCUUGAACUUUGAGCUGCCCGGCCGGAGCACAACCCCACACAACUGGUGCAUCGUUGGUCCGUCGCUCUCCGGCAAGACCACACUGCUGCAGAUCCUCCGUGGCCAACUCCUGUGUUUUCCUCCCACCGCACGGUCGUUCCCGUACCUCAGCACCGACCACGUGCCCUACCGGCUGAGGACGCCAGCCCGGGCGAUCCAGUAUGUUGGCUUCGACUCGCAAGGCGGGGGUGGUCUCGGCCCGGCCACGGCCACCUACCUCUCGGCCCGCUACGAGUCGAGGAGGGAGAUCACCGACUUCUCGCUGAGGGACUUCCUCCUGGGCAACAUGCAGCUGAACUCGUCCAAGCUGCCCGAUGAUGAGGGUGUCGACCAGAAGCUCUUUGAGCGUGUCGUGGCCGAUCUGCGCCUCGGGAGCUUGCUGGACCUGCCCGUCACGUUCUUGUCCAACGGCCAAGGAAGGAGGGCGCGCAUCGCCCGCGCCCUGCUCACGAGCCCGGAGGUCCUGCUGCUCGACGAACCGUUCAUGGGCCUGGACCCACCCACUGUUGCCGGGCUGAGCCCGCUGCUGCAUUCCCUAGCCGAGAAGGCUAGUCCGCGGCUGGUGCUGACCGCCAGGCCCCAGGACCCGUUGCCGGAGUGGAUCACACACCUGGCGUACCUGCGAACGGACGCUCAGAUCGGGGCUAUGGGGGCGAAGGACACCGUCUUGGAGGGUCUAAGAAAGUAUGUGCGCGGCGUCCGGAAUGGCACACUCAGCGAGGACGAAACGCUGCCCGUACAUUCGCUGAGCGAGAUGGGCCGCACGCUUACCAAAGACGGCAUCUCUGGCGAAGGCAUGGCUGAGGAGUUCUCCGUUGGCGUUGCUACCGCAAGCAUAGGAGAGGAACCCAUGGUGAGCCGGACGCUGGGAGAGCCGCUCGUCGAGAUGAAUGGUUGCAUGGUCAAGUACAGCGACAGGGUGGCGCUGGGAAACUGGACCGAGCAGAGAGACGGGCAGACGGUCAGCGGACUGCACUGGACCGUCCGGCGGGGCGAGAGAUGGGGCGUGUUCGGCCCGAAUGGGUCCGGCAAGACGACCAUCGUCUCGCUCCUCUGCUCUGACCACCCGCAGACCUACUCGCUGCCGAUCAAGCUCUUUGGGCGAAGCAGGCUGCCAGAACCGGGUUCGGGCCAACGGCCGCUGACGUUCUGGGAUAUCCAGUCACGCAUCGGACACUCGAGCCCCGAGAUCCACCAACACAUGCCGCGCAACCUGACCAUCAGGCAGGUGCUCGAGAGCGCGUGGGCCGAUACGUUCCGCGCCAAGCCUAAGCUGGACGAGGCCGCCGCCGAACAGGUCGAGGCCACGCUGAGGUGGUUCGAGCCGGAGCUAAACCCGGCGUUCCACAAAGGGGCCCAGCCGGCUAUUUCCGAAGGCGCGGAAGAGGCUGCGGUGGCGUGGGCCGGUGACUACAUGUUUGGCGAGCUGUCGUUCAGCGCGCAGCGCGUCCUGCUGUUCCUGCGAGCCAUCAUCAAGCACCCCGACAUCGUGGUGCUGGACGAGUCGUUUGGCGGCAUGGACGACGCCGUGCGAGACAAGUGCAUGCUCUUCCUCGCGCACGGCGAGGAGAAGAGGUACGAGCUGAGCACGAAGCCGGGCAGCCGGGCCCUAACAGGAGCGGCCGUGGUGGAUAGCGCAGCGGCAAAGUCUGGGAAGGUCAGAGUGAAGGGUCUCACGGACCGGCAGGCGCUCAUCUGCAUCAGCCACGUCAAGGAGGAGGUGCCUGACUGCGUGCGGGAGUGGCUCUGCCUCCCGGAGGCCAGCACGGGGCUGCCGGCGCGGUUUGGGCGGCUGGACGGGCCGCUGAGGACGAGCUCGAAGCGCUGGACCGAGAUCUGGGGCACAAGCACGGUGGCGUAGUCUCGAGCAUGUGAACAUGGC
Molecule: messenger RNA, 2249 nt
Organism: Thermothielavioides terrestris NRRL 8126
Lineage: Eukaryota; Fungi; Ascomycota; Sordariomycetes; Sordariales; Chaetomiaceae
Exons: 1
Coding region: 210-2228 (672 amino acids)
Cellular component (GO): mitochondrion
Molecular function (GO): ATP binding; ATP hydrolysis activity
Source: RefSeq, a predicted model, not a curated record